Molecule: messenger RNA, 414 nt
Organism: Theileria equi strain WA
Lineage: Eukaryota; Apicomplexa; Aconoidasida; Piroplasmida; Theileriidae
Product: RNA recognition motif RRM, RBD, or RNP domain containing protein
Exons: 4
Coding region: 33-386 (117 amino acids)
Biological process (GO): mRNA splicing, via spliceosome
Cellular component (GO): U2 snRNP; precatalytic spliceosome; catalytic step 2 spliceosome
Molecular function (GO): RNA binding
Source: RefSeq, a predicted model, not a curated record
GGCCGUCUAGUCGUUAUCUUCUCUAUAAAAUAAUGUUUGGGGCAGUUCCUUCCAGGAGGAACAUUCGUCUGCCUCCGGAAGUCAGCAGGAUCCUCUAUCUAAGGAACCUGCCAUUCAAGAUCACUGCAGAGGAAUUGUACGAUAUUUUUGGGAAAUACGGCUCUGUCCGUCAGAUUAGAAAGGGGACUUCAGCAACGACUAGAGGAACCGCAUUUGUCGUUUACGACGAUAUCUACGACGCAAAGAACGCCUACGACCACCUGUCCGGAUUCAACGUAGCAGGAAGGUACCUUGUCGUUUUGUACUUUAAUCCCACAAAGGUUAACAAGAAGAAGGACCUAGAUGAACAACAAGCUGAGCUGAAUAGAAUUAGAUCGGCGCUGUGACCGCCUUAUUUAAAAUUGUAGUUUUUGC